AUGACGUUCUCUCUCUCUCUCUUCUCCUUUUCAUUUGCACAGUUCGAGGAAUGGGUGCGUCGGUUUUUGGCGUCGCCGCGGGCCCUGGCGGCGGCCAAGGCGCGCAUGACGGAGGACAUGAUGGGCGAGGAGAUGGACGCCCAGCCGCGCGUCGUGCUCGUCUGCGACGGCCAGCUCCCGCUGCGCCAGUGCUUCCACCCCGAGGCCUGCAACAAGAACGUCGACGUGCCCAACUACUACUACUCCUUUUUCGACCUGCGGAAAGAGUUCGCCAAGGCCUACGGGUCCGAGGACAUCAACUGCGUCUCUGACAUGCUCAACGCUACGACCGACCAUAUCGGGAAAUGA
This is a messenger RNA of Notodromas monacha, 348 nucleotides long. The record is from the annotation of a GenBank genome assembly. NCBI's taxonomy places the organism in Eukaryota, Metazoa, Arthropoda, Ostracoda, Podocopida, Cyprididae.